Messenger RNA from Mucor velutinosus, 312 nucleotides. RefSeq lists its product as uncharacterized. Gene Ontology annotation, cellular component: mitochondrion. The transcript is spliced from 2 exons. The coding region runs from base 1 to 312 and encodes 103 amino acids. The record is from RefSeq and is a predicted model, not a curated record. Lineage: Eukaryota; Fungi; Mucoromycota; Mucoromycetes; Mucorales; Mucoraceae.
AUGAGUCAAGCAACAACUAGACUUGCACAACUCACACAGUUGUCAUGUAAAGUCUUCUCCAACGUUUACAAUCCAACAUGCGCUCGCACAGGCAACAAGAUUAUUCGACAAAGAUUGAUUGGAUCAACAUUGACUAGCUACAACCCCAAGAAAUUGGUUCAUUUCCGUGAUAUCCAAGCAUUGUAUCCUCAGCUUGGCCUAGUUAAUUUGGAAGAAAAGGAACGUCUUGAUGAAAUUGCUAGAAGAAAGAGAAGAGGAAAGGGCGCACCAAAGAAGGGUCAAGGCAAGCGUGCCUCCAACAAGAAGAAAUAA